This is a messenger RNA of Raphanus sativus (radish), 1506 nucleotides long. Its product is annotated as subtilisin-like protease SBT2.4. Gene Ontology annotation, molecular function: serine-type endopeptidase activity. Gene Ontology annotation, biological process: proteolysis. Lineage: Eukaryota; Viridiplantae; Streptophyta; Magnoliopsida; Brassicales; Brassicaceae. Bases 1 to 1506 code for a protein of 501 amino acids. The transcript has 5 exons. The record is from RefSeq and is a predicted model, not a curated record.
AUGCUAUUGGCUAGAAAAGCUGGAGUCAUUGUGGUGCAAGCAGCAGGGAAUCAUGGUCCUUCUCCGUCUUCCGUGCUGUCUUAUAGUCCAUGGGUCGUAGGCGUCGCUGCCGGAAGUACGGACCGGUCUUAUCCUGCCUCUCUCAUCCUCGAUGGUGGCCAGACCGUUCAGGGCGUCGGAAUUUCAGUUUUUCUUCAUUUUGAAAUUAAAGGCCCAACUCUUGGAGCUCCUUUCCUUCGACACAGGCUAGUCUUAGCCAGAGACGCAGUUAGAACCAAUGGCUCUGUUCCACGAGCCAUAACCGGAGACGUGGAAGAAUGUCAACGGCCAGAUAACUUUGAUCCGGCGAAGGUUCUUGGAAGUAUUGUGAUUUGUAUGUUUUCGGAGGGCUUCUUCAAUCAAAUCUCGACAAUUCGAGCCAUCACCAAAACAGCGGCGACUCUUCGGUUCAUGGGUUUCAUACUCAUGGCCAACCCUAAUUUUGGUGACUAUGUUGCAGAACCAACGAUAUUUUCAUCUCCUGGUAUUCUAAUCCCUAAAGUACUAGAUUCACAGCUUAUUAUGAGGUACUACGAAGAGAAAACUUACAGAAACAGAGGAGGGGUAGUAACACAAUUUGGGGCACGAGCCAGGAUCAGUGAAAGCCGGAACUCAGUGUUUUCUGGAGAAGCACCGGUUGUGAGCAGAUUCUCGUCAAGAGGCCCGGCUUUUAUAGAUGCAAAUCAGAAUCCUUUAGAUGUCCUUAAGCCUGAUAUCCUUGCACCUGGUCAUCAAAUAUGGGGAGCCUGGAGCCUUCCUAGUGCCUUUGAUCUUACUUUCACAGGACGGAGCUUUGCAAUAUUGUCCGGAACCAGCAUGGCGGCUCCUCAUAUAGCGGGGAUUGCUGCACUGAUAAAGCAGCUUAAUCCUUCUUGGACCCCGGCCAUGAUUGCCUCCACCAUUUCCACCACAGCCACAGAGUAUGACAAUUCUGGUGAAAUUAUGUCAGCGGAGUCUUAUGAAAUCGAUGAACUGUUUCCCUCUAAUCAUUUUGAUCAUGGCGCUGGCCAUGUUAAUCCGACUAGAGCCAUAGAUCCAGGGCUAGUUUUACCCACAAGUUUUGAAGACUACAUCAGUUUCUUGUGUUCACUGCCAAACAUUAACCCGAUCACAGUUCGAGCCACAACCGGAGCCUUGUGCACCACCAAGCUUAGCCACCCGGCGAAUCUUAACCAUCCAUCUGUGACUAUAUCUGCGCUUAAAGGGCCACUUGUGGUGAGAAGAAGUUUCCAAAGCGUCUCCAACAAAACCGAGAGAUAUCUUGGCUCAGUCUUACCUCCCAAUGGUACAAUCGUACGGUUAAUCCCACCUUGGUUUACGAUAAGGGCACAGAAAAUCCAAGAUGUUGACAUUGAGUUCAAUGUCACCGAAGUCCUAAACCAGUUUACGUUUGGUGAAAUUGUUCUUACCGGAAGCUUAAAUCAUAUUGUAAGAAUACCAUUGACGGUUAAGACCAUCCCGUUAUAA